This is a messenger RNA of Andrographis paniculata, 656 nucleotides long. RefSeq names its product protein EPIDERMAL PATTERNING FACTOR 2-like. Gene Ontology annotation, biological process: guard cell differentiation; stomatal complex development. The record is from RefSeq and is a predicted model, not a curated record. Lineage: Eukaryota; Viridiplantae; Streptophyta; Magnoliopsida; Lamiales; Acanthaceae. Bases 76 to 390 code for a protein of 104 amino acids. The transcript is spliced from 3 exons.
CCUACAUCACCCCCCCCCCCUCCCCCCACCCUCUUCUAUGUGCCCUCUCUCUUUCUCUAUCUAAGUUAUAAAGCAAUGGAAAUGGUCAGCAGAGCAUUGUUCUUUCUAUUACUUCUUGGUUCUGUAAGAGGCCUCAGACCUUAUCAUUAUUCCUACCAUAGCAAAGGCACUAACAAGAGUGGACAAAACCAUGUGGACUACAAGGAAGAGGAGAUAGGGAUGGAGUUAUACCCGACGGGGUCAAGCCUGCCGGACUGUUCCCAUGCUUGCGGCGCCUGCAUGCCCUGCCGGAGGGUUAUGGUCAGCUUCAAUAAAUGCUCGGUGGAGUCAUGCCCCAUCAUCUACCGCUGCAUGUGCAAAGGAAAAUAUUACCACGUUCCAUCGAAUUGAAAUGCACCAUUGCAUCGAUAUUGUUGUUCUGUUCUUUUCCAGGAUUUAAAGUUUAGAACUUUUAGAAUUAUUAAGUGUAAUGUAGAGGAAAGCAGUACCUGUAGAUCAGCAGCUACAGAGAUGUAAAUACCGGAGUAACCCCCAGUUUUGGUUUCGAUUCCUUUUCUCCAUUGUCUAAUGUACUUUGGCUAAUAGUUUGACGUGCUUUCUUGCUCAACGUUAACCUGUGUCGCAGUUUUAUCCUCACUAAACAUUACUAAUCCCGA